Messenger RNA from Moneuplotes crassus, 1083 nucleotides. NCBI's taxonomy places the organism in Eukaryota, Ciliophora, Spirotrichea, Euplotida, Euplotidae. The record is from the annotation of a GenBank genome assembly.
AUAAAUAGUUCUUUGAUAAGGCAAGAUAUUAUGUCAGCUGGGAAAGAAAUUAUGAAUGGCAUUGCUAAUGCUCCUGCUGGGAAUAGUAUGGACACGCUCAAGGCUAUCAGUGGGCUUGUUGCUGGAUCUAUUCUGUUCUCCUACAUUGUUUCUAAAGUAUAUAAAAAUCCUCUCCAGAGUACAUAUGAGUGGAUAAUGGGUAAACCUAAGACAAAGAAAGUUAGGAGAUCUCGUAAAGCGCGUGAAAAUAGAAGAAGAGAGUCUGAUAGGAAAAGACUAGAGGAAUCAUAUGAGGAUGAGGAAUCUAUCAACGACCGGGAUGCUUACUAUAAUAAGAACGGCAUGACUCAGAUAUCUGAGCAUGUUUCUGGAGAGCAGGAAAGUUCUCUCUAUGAAGACGUUCUUGUUCCUUCUCCUGAUGAUUGCACUUCUAUUACCUAUUCUGAUAAGAGGAAUAAAAAGAUGUAUUUUAACUCGAACGAUGAGAUAGUAGAGUCUGGCUAUGAAGAUGAGAGUGCAUUAAAUUUCUAUGUCCAGCCCUCUAAGACUAACAUAAAAUCAAAAUUGUACAAACAGAGGGAGACUGAAGCUUCUAAAUUCGUCGAUGCGAUCGACCAUGCCAUCAACAGCUUCAAGAAGGACAGAGUGAAGAACUAUGAAAAUAUUAAUGAAGCUUUUAAGGCAAAUAAAUUAGAAGCUAUCAAAUCUAAAAAAAAGGAAAUUGAGAGGCAAGAUUCUAAAGAACCUCUCUCCUUAAACGAAAAGUUCAAAGCAGAGAUGCAGCAACUCUCUCCUCGAUCAAGAAAAGAAAAGCUCAAAAAUCUCAAUGAGAAGAGUGUGCGUCUUAACGAUUCCGACUUUGGAAAUAUUGAUGAUAAGGAUUCAGCAUUGGCUUCUGAAAAUGUCUUUAGAAACAAAGGCAAGGAUAAAAAGUUUGUUCCCAAUUCUAAAGAGCUUACAAGCAAGAAGGACUACAUUUUCUUCGAACUCCUGUCUGUUUAUACACAAAACUUUGUACAGAAUAAAAAGCAGAAGAAGAGUAAGAAGAAAGGGAUAGUCUCAGCCAAAUAAUUUGUUACCUUA